Xiphophorus hellerii (green swordtail) is the source of this 1480-nucleotide messenger RNA. Its product is annotated as odorant receptor 131-2-like. The transcript has a single exon. NCBI's taxonomy places the organism in Eukaryota, Metazoa, Chordata, Actinopteri, Cyprinodontiformes, Poeciliidae. Gene Ontology annotation, molecular function: G protein-coupled receptor activity; olfactory receptor activity; odorant binding. The record is from RefSeq and is a predicted model, not a curated record. Gene Ontology annotation, cellular component: membrane. The coding region runs from base 178 to 1137 and encodes 319 amino acids. Gene Ontology annotation, biological process: detection of chemical stimulus involved in sensory perception of smell; G protein-coupled receptor signaling pathway.
UAUAGACAAGCUCUGCCCAUAUGGAAACUGGCUCCUAGUGGAGAGGUACCUACAUAGCUGAAGGCUUCUUUAAGGGGAAAGAAAAUAAACAGGCAUGGUUUUUAAAAUCUAUUAGAAUCUACAUUUUUUUAAGAAACGUGACAUCAAAAUGUAAUUUUUUUUAAAUUAUGCUGCAAAAUGUCUUUUGUCUCUCAGUCUCAAUCUAACGUUUCUAUUGAGUUUGAUGACGUUGGGUUACUAGAAAGAAUGAUCACAUUUGCUCUGUCCACAAUCCCAUGCUGUGUGUUUCUCUUCAUUAAUGGAACCAUUUUGUUCACUCUGAGGAGUAAAUCUGUUUUUCGUGACACCUGUAGAUAUAUUCUGUUGUUUAACCUCCUUCUUGCAGAUACUGCACAGUUAGUAGUAUCUCAGGUUCUGUUUCUACUUUCUGUUUGCAGAAUUACACUAACAUAUCCUGUUUGUGGCAUGCUAACUGUUUUAGGUAUUCUCACAAAUGUAAUCUCUCCUCUAACGCUGAUGGUGAUGUCUCUGGAGCGGUGUGUAGCUGUGUGCCUCCCGUUGAGACAUGCUAUGAUUGUCACCAUCAGAAACACGAGGCUGGCAAUUAUUGCAGUUUGGACUUUGAGUUCAUUACAUAAUAUCUUUCGUGGUAUUUUGCUAUUAGAUUUUUCUUUUGAAGACCUAGGUAGUCUACAAAUGAAAGAGUUAUGCUCUGAUCGCAUAAUGCAGCUUGGAUCCAGGUCUAAAGUUUAUGAUAAUGCUUUCACUGGUAUCCUUUUUGCUUCAGCAGCCAUUGUAGUCAUUUCUUCCUAUGUUGGUGUAAUAAUAGCAGCCAGGUCAGCAUCUACAGGAAAAGCUUCAGCUCUGAAGGCUCGUAAUACAUUGAUGCUACAUUUAGUGCAAUUAUGCCUCAGUUUGUCUUCAACUAUUUAUAACCCAAUGCUUGUAGCUCUUAUAAAAAUUGUUCAAAGUGAAUGGUUUCAACGAUUAAAUAGAUUUCUUUAUAUAUUAAUGAUUAUAUUCCCCAGAUGCUUGAGUUCUUUAAUUUAUGGCCUUAGAGAUCAAACUAUCAGACCUAUUCUUCUGGUCCAUCUAGGUUGCCAACUAAAACAUAAAACUGUUGCAGUCAGUGGUUGAAAGUUCAGCUUCUGUCAAACUCUUCAUGACUGUGAAAGAAAACUAAGACAGUUACAGUCAUCAGCUUUAUUGGUGUCUUAGAGUGAAAAUUGUGUUAAAAUAUAAUUUUUUUAAAUCACUGAAAAUUAUAAUGCAAUGUUUUACUGUUUAGUAUAAUGCAUAUAAGCUAGAAGAGCACAAAUAAGACUGGGACGAAUCUAGGAGGCAGCACAAGAAUCUGUGGAGGCAUAACAAUUCAACAGAUCAUAUUUAUAAAAGAAGUAUGUUGAAACAAAUGUCAUCUUGAAUUCAAAUAAAAAAAUGUGGUAUACACAUUUAUGUCUGUAAAUGUAACAAUAAAAAA